Anthonomus grandis grandis is the source of this 1541-nucleotide messenger RNA. RefSeq names its product tRNA:m(4)X modification enzyme TRM13 homolog. The record is from RefSeq and is a predicted model, not a curated record. The coding region runs from base 275 to 1519 and encodes 414 amino acids. Gene Ontology annotation, biological process: tRNA methylation. NCBI's taxonomy places the organism in Eukaryota, Metazoa, Arthropoda, Insecta, Coleoptera, Curculionidae. The transcript has a single exon.
GAUCAUUGACAUUAUAAAUUUUCCAUAAUAAAAUCACCUAACUUUACUUAUCGAUUACAAUGAGACCCCGCUAUAUUUAUUGGGGAAACACAUGUUAGUCCAUGGUAAAUAUCGAUUUCUCAAAAAGGAAACUUGGCACCAAUGCAAGAACUUACGCCAAAAAUUCCUAACCUCAACUGUCAACAUCAAAUACGUAAACAAACAGCAUAACCUAAAAAAAUUAAAAUUAUUCAACAAUCACAAAUUGUAACGAAAACUUUCUAAUGUCAGUACCAUGUCUGAUAAGUCUCAACAGCAACAAUGCAAAUUUUUCGUACAACGAAAAAAGCGUUACUGCAAAAUGUUAGUGAAACCGAACCAACAGUUUUGUGGGGAGCACCAGAAACCUUUAGACCCCACAGAUGCGGACGAAUCAAACACAUCAUCCAUAAGAAUAGCAUGCCCUUUAGAUGGCAAACAUACCGUUUACGCGCACAAUUUACAAAAACAUUUGAAAAUAUGUAAUGCCCGGCCAGGCGAAGUAGAACCGUACAUCAUUAAAGACAUCAACUCUGGUAACUCGGAAGUACCCAUAGAGUUAGCUUCCACUGACACUUAUCAAAUGCUUUACACAUUUUCCAAAGACCAAAUUGCCACAGUUAUCGAUAAAGUCAGUAAGUUAUAUGAGCAUAUCAGUGUAACUGAAAAAAUGCCUCAAUUUACAAUUGUUGAGGAAGAAAUGAAGAAGCCAGAAUAUGGUCCUAAAACUAUUAAGCAUUUAAAGCAAGCAUCUGCUAUAGUAGGCAUGUUAGAACACUACGAUAUGUUAAAAGAUGACAGUUGUUUUAUAGAAUUUGGUGCUGGCAGAGGCCAGUUAAGUUGUUGGGUAGCAGAAGCAACAAAUAACAAGAAAAAUUGCAAAAUAUUAUUAGUAGAACGAGCAUCCCCGAAGCACAAAAGGGAUAAUAAACUAGCAAGGGUUUCUGACAGGAUUCAAAGGAUCAGGGCUGACAUAGCACACUUAAGUUUAGAUAAAUAUGAUUUUCCAAAAGAUACUAAACAUAUCAUAGGGAUAACAAAGCAUUUAUGUGGAGAGGCAACCGAUUUAGCAAUCAGAUGUUUAGCCAACAGUGAAUCUAAUAAGAAAAAAAUUGGUGGUGCAGUGUUCACAUUUUGCUGCCAUCACAGGUGCAGAUGGACCCCUUACACUGGCAAACAAUUCUUUGAAGAAAACAAUUUGGGAAUCACAGAAUUUAACAUUAUGUGCGGUCUAUCCAGUUGGGCCACAUGUGGAACAGGAUUCAGCAGGGAGUAUAGGGAAGAGCUAAAAAUUCAGCCAAACAAACAAAUUAAAUUGGACUUAAAUGACUAUGGUUUAAGUCGAGAAGAAAGGGAGGAUAUUGGAAGGAAAUGUAAGAAUGUUAUUAAUUAUGGAAGGUUAUUGUUUUUAGAACAGUUUGGGCUUAAGUGCCAGUUACAUUUUUAUGUUGAGAAAGAUGUUACGUUAGAGAAUGUAUGUAUUGUAGCAUAUAAAAGGUAAUAAAAAUUGUAUGUAAGUAAAA